AUGAGCAGUUCUGAAUCCAUGAGUGUGGAUGACACUACUGAGCAACAACAGCAAGAAAAUGACAUGCAACAAGAUGGGCAACAACAGCAGCAGCAAUCCACCUUUGAAACUCCCGAAUUCAUGACAGAUUGGACAGACAAGCAAAAAUCUGAGUUUGCUUUUCAGUUAUUGACCAGUUUACCUCCCAACGAAGUCAUUCAAAUCGUUGACCGCAUAUCACCUUAUCUGCAUCGCAACAUUUUAUCACAAUUGCCAUACGAAAUCGCCAUAGAGAUUUUGGGAUUUUUGGAUGUGUCUUCACUGAUACAGGCAUCACAAGUGUCUCGAGGAUGGCAUGCAUUAUGUGAAGAGCAGAGUUUAUGGCGAAAUCUGUUUGAGCAACAAGGAUGGGGAUACGACCGAGAAGAGAUGGAUAUUUAUAUAUCAAAUAUACCCGACGAAGAGGAUUAUCAUGCCAACAGCAGUGGUGGCAGCAGCGGUGGCGGCGGCGGUGGCGGAAGCUCUGGUAACAUUGCGCCUCUUCCCAUUGUGAGAACAUCAUCGCCACUUAUCGGCAAAAGCAAAUGGUCUCGAUUAUAUACCAUGAAGAACCGACCUAUUGCAGACACCAAAUCCAUUCGAAAGAUCAAACGAUUUACACUAGAGACACUCAGUGCAGGUGGUGCAAACAGCAACCUUAACCCACACUACGACCCUGUAUCAGAUACCCGCUACAUCAAUUGGCAAGCACUCUACCAGAACCGAUUAAAGAUUGAAAGACGAUGGAAAGAUGGCAGCUGCAAAGUGCGCAUGUUUCCUCCUGCCAACUGCCCUGUAUCGGAUUUACACACAGAAGGCAUUUACUGUAUACAGUUUGACAAGGAGAAGAUGGUUACUGGCAGUCGUGAUCGCACCAUCAAGAUUUGGGAUAUUCAAACUGGCAGAUGCAAGAUGACAUUACGAGGACAUACGGGCAGCGUCUUGUGCUUACAAUACGAUACACACGAUGUUGUUAGUGGAAGCUCAGAUACCAAUUUGAUUGUGACGGACAUAGAGACUGGAUUAGUCAAGCGUACAUUAUCAGGACAUACCGACAGCGUGCUCAGUUUGAGACUGGUCAACAAGAAUCAGAUUAUCAGUUGCUCCAAAGACAGAACUUUGCGAUUAUGGAACAAGCAUACAGGCGAAUAUAUACGGCAAUUCAAUGGACAUCGGGCAGCGGUCAAUGCCGUACAGUGGCAUGAUAACAGAGUAGUAUCGGCUUCCGGGGAUCGCACCAUCAAGAUUUGGGAUCUAAACACAGGGGCUUGCUUAAAGACAUUGGAAUCACAUACACGCGGUGUUGCUUGUGUUGAGUUUGACGGUGCAUUUAUUGUUAGUGGGUCGAGCGACCAGACCAUCAAAGUAUGGGACGCUACAUCAGGAGAAUGCGUUUACACUUUGGUUGGGCACACUGAACUGGUGCGAACGAUUCAACUGGAUCCGGUAGCAAAACGAAUUAUCAGUGGCUGUUACAAUGGACAUUUAAAAAUUUGGUCGCUGGAUGAAGGAAGGGCAUUGAGAGAUUUGGGACAAGCAACGGAAGGAAGAAUACUCAAUUUAAAAUUCGAUUUCACAAAGAUUGCCUGCUGCUCAAAUCUUGUCAAGAUUGUGAUUUACGAUUUUGCGGACGGCAUUGACACCAAAUUUUUGCUUUAA
Mucor velutinosus is the source of this 1677-nucleotide messenger RNA. RefSeq lists its product as uncharacterized. Lineage: Eukaryota; Fungi; Mucoromycota; Mucoromycetes; Mucorales; Mucoraceae. The record is from RefSeq and is a predicted model, not a curated record. The coding region runs from base 1 to 1677 and encodes 558 amino acids. Gene Ontology annotation, molecular function: protein binding. The transcript has 5 exons.